Messenger RNA from Tyto alba (common barn owl), 1872 nucleotides. It is a transcript of the gene PLEKHA4, whose product is annotated as pleckstrin homology domain containing A4. Bases 756 to 1850 code for a protein of 364 amino acids. Lineage: Eukaryota; Metazoa; Chordata; Aves; Strigiformes; Tytonidae. The transcript is spliced from 8 exons. The record is from RefSeq and is a predicted model, not a curated record.
UGGGACCAGCGCCGGGGUAACCGGACUGGGACCAGCGCCGGGGUAACCGGACGGGGACCAGCGCCGGGGUAACCGGACGGGGACCAGCGCCGGGGUAACCGGACUGGGACCAGCGCCGGGGUAACCGGACGGGGACCAGCGCCGGGGUAACCGGACGGGGACCAGCGCCGGGACAGCGCCGGGAUAACCGGACGGGGACCAGCGCCGGGGUAACCGGACGGGGACCAGCGCCGGGAUAACCGGACGGGGACCAGCGCCGGGGUAACCGGACGGGGACCAGCGCCGGGAUAACCGGACGGGGACCAGCGCCGGGGUAACCGGACGGGGACCAGCGCCGGGGUAACCGGACGGGGACCAGCGCCGGGGUAACCGGACGGGGACCAGCGCCGGGAUAACCGGACGGGGACCAGCGCCGGGGUAACCGGACGGGGACCAGCGCCGGGAUAACCGGACGGGGACCAGCGCCGGGGUAACCGGACGGGGACCAGCGCCGGGGUAACCGGACGGGGACCAGCGCCGGGAUAACCGGACGGGGACCAGCGCCGGGGUAACCGGACGGGGACCAGCGCCGGGAUAACCGGACGGGGACCAGCGCCGGGGUAACCGGACGGGGACCAGCGCCGGGAUAACCGGACGGGGACCAGCGCCGGGGUAACCGGACUGGGACCAGCGCCGGGAAAGCAGGGCAGGAGUGGGACCCGGAUAACAAGACUGGGAUCCAGGGGCCGGGACCAGCAGUGGGACAGCGGACCCCCAUGGCAGACGGCAGCGAACCCCCCCGCUGCGCCCCCGCCCCCGCUGGCACCCACGGCCCAGGCACCCAGACAUGCCGGCCUGUACCACGGAUCCACACCUUCGGGAAGGGGGGGCAGGCGCUGCGCAGGGACCCCCAUGUCCCCCCCGCCUUGCGGGGCUGGCUGCACAAGCAGGACAGCUCAGGGCUGCGGCUCUGGAAGCGCCGCUGGUUUGUGCUGGUCGACCUCUGCCUGUACUACUACCGGGACAGCAGCGAGCAGCGAGUGCGGGGAGGAGUCCCCCUGCCCGGCUACGAGAUCCGUGUCCUGCCCCCCGCCCCCCGCGCCCCCCAUUUCCUCUUUACGGCCGAGCACCCCGGGAUGCGAACGUACUGCCUGGGGGCCGAGACCCCCGAGGAGCUGAACACCUGGGUCUGCGCCCUGCGCCGGGGCGCGUCACCCCUUCCCGGCUCCCCCUACUCCCUCUCCCUGCAGAUGCCCCAGGAAUGCCAGAGUGAGGGUCCCCCCUCACCCCCAUUGCCCACCCACCCCCCUGGCUGGUGUUCCCUGUGCCCUCUGGGUGAGGAGCUGGGGGACACUGCCCUGCCCUCUUCUCACCGCUCCCUGGUCCCUUCACUGCCCCCCAGCAAGGAGGAGGCCCCGGCCCGGAAGGGUCCUUGCGGGACGGAGGACACGCGGGGGGUGCCGCAGCGGGUCCCCGUGGGCGCCGGCGCCGCCGCAGGUGGGCCCCGGCCCCGGCCCCGCCCCCGCGAGCUCCGGCCCCGCCCCAUCCUGACCCCGCCUCUCCUAGGGAGGAGCCCGCAAGAGCUCCGCCCCCCGGGAGCAGCGCCCAACCAGCAGCUGCCCCCUCCGGAGCAAGACGCCGCGGCCAAUCAGACACCGCUCUCUCCAACUGUCUCUUCUGAUUGGCUGCUGGCUCUCGAGAGCGUCGAUGAGGCCCUGACCUCCCAGGGCACCGCCUCCCCGCCGGCAGCCAAUGAGACCUCGCGCUGGCGGUGGGCGGGGACGAGUGGGCGGGGCUCGGAGCGAGAAGGUGUGGCCGGCCGCGGGGCGCGCCGGCCAAUCAGAAUCACCCUUCUCCAGGCCAGCUUCUGAGGGGGGGGGGGGGGGGGGGGCG